Molecule: messenger RNA, 1064 nt
Organism: Rosa chinensis
Lineage: Eukaryota; Viridiplantae; Streptophyta; Magnoliopsida; Rosales; Rosaceae
Exons: 7
Coding region: 358-624 (88 amino acids)
Source: RefSeq, a predicted model, not a curated record
CCCAAGGAUUCUAAAUUUCAUUUAUCUAAAAACCGGGUGGGUCAUUUUUAUUCGAUGCCCUACGAAACUUUGACUUAACCCUGCCCUCUCCUCCCAGCUUUCAUCUCUCUCCCUCGCAGACUCGCCGCCGCAGCAACUAUCACUGAGAACCCAUAGCGAUAACCUUCAUGGAUCUCUGUUUUGGCAGUCAUUUUCUCUUCGUCAUCUUCGAUCAACACUUCUCUGGUAAGGAUGAGUCACGUACUUCUCUGGAACUUCCAUUGUCAGAACUCUCUCUCUACCCCUGGGCAUUCUCGUGUUCUACCUCUGAGAAUGAUUUCAACUAGGUACACAUAUGGAUAAUUGAGCAUCCUACUAAUGAAAACUUCCAAGGCACAGCAGCGGAACAAAUUGGGACGGAUCAAGGAACAGAAGCUAGGUUGGUUAGUUUGGUUCUGGCUAUUUGUCAAUGCCUUGACUGGGAUAACAGCAGCAAUGGAAUUGUUUUACUAUGGCCUCCGAGACACCACAGCUACAUAUACAAAUUUGUUUUUAUCUAUAUUGUUGAUUGUAACCUAUAUAAUAAUGGAUGGAGACUUGGUUUGCCCUGAAAAGAUGGGAAGAUCUGUAGAGGUUGGAGUAUGAGCCAGUAUGAACCGUUUGAAAGCUGCAAUGUUUUCUCCAGGUGCUUUGAAGUUUAAGAUGGAGGUUUAUGGAAUAAAGAAAAACACCCUUACUGAGCAGGAGCUUGAGUUUACGUGUUAGAAGUUGCAAUCUCCAGAAUAUCUAGUACAACUCACUUUUUAAUUUGGCAAAGUUAUAGUUCGAUCAUUGUUAGUAGUUGUUUAUUGGAUCAUUACUUAUAGCUUAUUAACUUUGUGCUCAUUGUAGUGUAUUUUAGUUAUAAUAUGUACAUUUGGUUAGUAUUGUAUCAAAUUAUGUAAUUUUUUUUUUGUGUCAUGAAAAAGAUACAAGGACGUUUUUUGUACGUCCUAAUAGACUUUAGAUGACGUUUUUAUGAGAUACCAGGACGUUUUUCUUGUGUCCUUUUAGAUAUUAAAUGACAUUUUUUUGAGUUACAAUGA